This is a messenger RNA of Contarinia nasturtii (swede midge), 3546 nucleotides long. It is a transcript of the gene Tgs1, whose product is annotated as trimethylguanosine synthase. The record is from RefSeq and is a predicted model, not a curated record. Gene Ontology annotation, cellular component: nucleus. Gene Ontology annotation, molecular function: RNA cap trimethylguanosine synthase activity. Lineage: Eukaryota; Metazoa; Arthropoda; Insecta; Diptera; Cecidomyiidae. Gene Ontology annotation, biological process: 7-methylguanosine RNA capping; 7-methylguanosine cap hypermethylation. The transcript has 3 exons. Bases 374 to 2881 code for a protein of 835 amino acids.
UAAACCAUUGCUAACUUAGAAGAUAAAGAAGUGUUUUUUUUUGUUGGUGUGUUCUUUCUACAUAAAAAUUUGGUUGCCGAAAUAAAUCCUUUUCACGUGAAUUUUUCUCUUUGCAAAAUCGCCAAAAUUUUCAAUUGCAGGCCUUCAAUUCCUUGACAAUGACAAUGAAAAUCUAACUACUCAUAAUAGUAAUAACAAUAACAAGAGCAAAACGCAACAUUUUCACUGCUUCUGAUUGAAAUGAGAGUAUUUUAACCUUGAAACUGCGGCGGCAAAAGAUCGAUUUUAAUUUAAAAAAAAAAUCGGUGUGGUACAGCACAUUUCGUGUGUUGAGUGUGUGUUUUAUCUGAUUCGAAACAUUUGUAAAAAAAUAAUGACCGAUUCGAAUUGGGAAGCACUGGCCGAGAUUUAUGUAAGACAAGGCGUUCCUGAGCUCGACGAUCGGGAAUAUACGCUGUGCAUGUGCAGUCGAGUAUUGGUCAAAAAUCAAACCGAAGCCGUUGUAAUUGAACAAGAGGAAUUGAGUGAAGCAUAUGAUAUGUUUAAUGAACAAUAUUGUGACAAUCACGUAACAACCAUGAAUCGAAAAGAACAUUCACAAGAGGAAGAGGAUUCCGAUGCGAAUAGUUGUUAUUUUUCGGCAAGUGCAUCGCAUACCGAUAAUUAUUGUACAACUGAUGAACACGAACGAGACAGUGGUGCCGAUAUAUCUGAAUACCAUGGCGUUGCGAGUACAUCACGUGAAAUUUUCAAACGAUCACAUCGUGACGAUGGUAGCAAAAGUAGUUCAACAAGUAUUGAACGUGACCAAGUAAAUAGUUUAUCAGAAAUACGCGACGACAAAGAUAUUCACGGACAAUGGGAUAAAUUUUGGUCGGAAAAUUGUGAACGCCUAAUAUGGACAUCAUGGAUUGAAAAUUAUUCGGAUUUUAUUAGUCCCGAAUAUCAGCAUUUAGGAUCGGAUAGUUCGAUGGCCGAUGAAAAGGCACAACCAAAAUGUGACGAGAAUAAAAAAGAGAGCUCAAGCAAUUCAACAACUGAAUCAUCACCGUCAAUCGAAAACCGUGGUGGUAUGGCAAUUAUCGUCUCAACCUAUUCACCCGAUAUAACCGAAAGAAAAGCAAUCAACGAAACAACCGAUGAUGCAAAUCCAUCCGAUUCAAAUGUAAAAGAAAUGAUGGACAGUUUAGUAUUGCCACGAUGUGAUUCAGUGUCUUCAAGCAUUCCAAUGACAAUUAAUACAACCGAUUCAAUGACCAAUGUCACACAAAUUUCAUUGUCUAGUUAUGGUUUCUGCAGUAGCCGCAUUACCUCAUCGGAAAAUUCACAGUUGUCAGAAAGCACACCAUCAUCACUAUCGGCACCAUUCAAUUUUGACGAAGAGGAAGCGACCCGAAUUGAAAUGACAAACGAUGAAUUUUCAUCCGAUCAUCAAUGGCAAAUGUUGUGGCAACAACAUUAUCAAGAACAGUACAAUAAACAUUACACCGAAUUUAUCGCUGAACGAAAACGGAAAAUAUGCACGUUAAACAAAGACACCAAAUCAAUAGCUAGCGAACCAAUCAAUACCGAUGACGAUGAAUUAGAAUUAACCGAACUUAAGCAAUUGGCCGAGCUUGGUUUGCCCACAUCGUUUGGUGGUAAAUACAAUAAAGGUAAUUUCAAGCAUACAAUCGAACGUCAACCGGAAGAACCAAAUACAGAUCGUGUGAAAGCCGCAUUCACUCUCAUGGGAUACUCAUUUCAAAAUGAUUGUUCACAAGAUACAAACGGUCAUGUUAUGUACAGAAAACGAAAUAUUCGCUUGCAUAAUAAUAUGUUGAAAAUGAAGAAAAAACGCAUCGACCUCGAUAGUUCGGCUCGUGAUGAGGCGUUAUUGAAUUUAAUCGCCGACUCAUCAUCGGAUGAAGCGGAUAAACUCGUUCCCAAUAUUAGCAUCAUGAAACAAGAAUCACCCGAACAAAAUGCACAAAAAGACGACGAAAGCAAUGCUGCUUUUGACAGCACAAACACCAUAGAUGAACCAAUAGACAAAGUGACCGAUGCAAAUGAUAAAUCCAACAAUGCCGAAGAAAAUCAAAAUAAUAAAUGUGAUAUUGACGUUGAUGAAACGCAAAAAGAUGAAACGGCAAGUGUGACACACAUUGAAGAUAAUAUUUGCGAAACAGUUGCUCCCAAAUCGAAUAGUAAAAAAAUGAAGAAAAAGCGACGCCAAAAUAAAAUGCUAGCCGGUUUACCAGCGGAAAUUGCGAACGAUCGAACACUCUAUAAAUAUUGGUGCAAACGUUUUUCACUAUUUUCUCUAUUUGAUUUGGGCAUUAAACUGGACCGAGAAAGUUGGUUCUCGGUAACACCGGAAAAAGUUGCAAUCUACACAGCAAUGCGUUGUCAAUGUGAUGUGAUUGUGGAUGCAUUUUGUGGUGCUGGCGGAAACACCAUUCAAUUUGCAAAAACGUGCCAGCGUGUUAUUGCGAUUGACAUUGAUGAGAAGAAAAUUGAAAUGGCUAAGCAUAAUGCAAACAUCUACGGAGUUGCUGAACGUAUUGAAUUCAUCGUGGGCGACUAUUUUGAGUUGGCAUCGACUUUGAAGGCGGAUGUUGUGUUUUUAAGUCCACCAUGGGGUGGCCCACAGUAUCUUAAAGAAGAUGUAUAUGACAUUGAAAAGUCACUGCUUCCAUUGCCCGCUUCGGACCUAAUGUCGUUCACACGAAAAAUAACACCAAACAUUGCCAUCUAUUUGCCUCGCAAUACGAACACUUUUCAACUAGCAAAACUUGCUGGUCCCGGAAAUACCGUUGAAAUUGAACAAGGAUUUUUGGAUCGAAAACUAAUUGCCAUUACCGCAUUUUAUGGUAGUCUUUUGAAAAAAUCUGCGGCCUAAAUCUCGUGUUGAUAUUCUCUACAGCAUCAAUUUCAAUGGCAGAUUCAAUCAACAGUGAGCAAUAUUACAUAUAUUGACCAAGAUUUUAAUCAACACACUGUUUUAAAACUUUAACUUUUUGUUUCGCUGGAAACAAACAUGCCAAGCUUUUGAUAGCCAAAUGUUUUUUUUUUGUUUUUCUAUUUUGAAAAAAUAUGAUUAAAUGCACACAAAACAAAACGAAUCUGACUUACGUUUAAUUGGAAAAAUAAAUUAGCACAAAGUGUUCUCAAUUAGUUAUUAUCAUAUCGCAAUAUGUAUAUUCAAGCGUUAGCUAAAUUUGGCUUCCAUUUGAUUUAAAAUCCAUUUCUUAUUUUAGUCUGACAUUAAACAGAGAAUUUUUUUCUGAACAACAGGUAUUUCUUUGGAACAUUUUACAUUUAGAUUUUCUUUAUUAAUAAAUCUUUGUAUUUUAUGUUGUUUUGAAUUUUGUUUAAGCUUGUACAAUAGAUUACAGAAUCCUCCGUUUUUGUAUCGCUUUGCAAUAAUAAAAGACAUUUUUUCAAUUUUAUAAGCCAAGAAUAAACACUAUGUUCAUGAAAAGUAUCUUUGCCGGAUGUAAGUUGAAAAUUGUGUAACGAAAUCGAAUCAUUUCAAAAUAAAAGAGAUAUUGAAAAAAGUAUGUG